Phyllostomus hastatus (greater spear-nosed bat) is the source of this 13423-nucleotide messenger RNA. It is a transcript of the gene PKHD1, whose product is annotated as PKHD1 ciliary IPT domain containing fibrocystin/polyductin. The transcript is spliced from 68 exons. Bases 368 to 12604 code for a protein of 4078 amino acids. The record is from RefSeq and is a predicted model, not a curated record. Lineage: Eukaryota; Metazoa; Chordata; Mammalia; Chiroptera; Phyllostomidae.
GUUAGGUGAGUUACAGUCCAACCUGAGUGAGUUACCUGAGCACUAGCUGCGGGCUGGGCUCUAACCAGAUAACAUGGCCACUGAUUCUUGACAGAGACGAACAAGAUCAUUUGGAAAGGAAAGAUAAUUUCUCCCUUGAGUCACAACGAGGAAGAAACAGAAAAAGAGAACAUAUUGGGCAUUGAUAUCCCACGUGAACAAACUCUGCAAACCUCUAUCGUGAAUUCUGCCCCAGGUUAGAGUUUUCGAACCAGUGCUGAGGAGAAAUGCCACUGGGAUCAGGCACAAAAGUUAUGGUGCUCCAAUCAAAAUUGAAAAUAUUUUUCAUGUUUGAGCAAUUUUAAGAGGAUUGACUUAAGUAAACGAGAUGAUUGCUUGGCUGAUGUCUCUGAAGAGUAUUGAAAUAUUACUUUUGGCAGUGCCUUGCCUGAGUUUCCACACUGAACCUGAAGAAGGUAGCCUUGCAGGGGGAACGUGGAUCACAAUCAUUUUUAAUGAUUUGGAGUCCAGUCUCCUUUAUCCCGCCAAUGGCUCUCAGCUGGAAAUACACCUGGUGAGUGUGGCUGUGCCUGCCCUGCCGAGCAUCCCCUGUGACGUCUCCCCACUCUUCUUGGACUUGCCGGCGGUCAUGUGCAGGACAAGGUCUCUGCUGCCUGAAACACAUGAGGGCAUGUACCGCCUGGAAGUGCACUCUGGGGGGCAGGUGGUAGGCAGCCCAAGUCCAGGACUAUCAGAUAGCUGUACUUUCAAGUUUUCCAGGGCACAGACACCCAUUGUUUACCAAGUUAACCCACCAAGUGGAGUUCCAGGACAACUGAUACAUGUGUAUGGAUGGAUUAUCACUGGAAAAUUGGAAACCUUUGAUUUUGAUACUGAACACAUUGAUAGCCCAUUGAUCUUGGAAGCUCAAGGAGACAAAUGGGUUACUCCUUGCUCUCUUGUAAACAGGCAGACAGGAAGCUGGUACCCUAUUCAGGAAGCCCACGGUCUUGGCACUCUGCAGUGCCGUGUGGAAGGCAACUAUAUUGGUUCUCAGAAUGUUAGUUUCUCAGUAUUUAACAAAGGAAAGUCGAUGGUACACAAGAACGCAUGGCUGAUCAGUGCUAAACAGGACCUUUUCCUGUACCAGACACACUCAGAAAUACUGUCUGUGGUUCCAGAAACUGGGAGCCUUGGGGGAAGAACAGACAUCACAAUUACAGGAGACUUCUUUGACAUUCCUGUCCAGGUUACCAUUGCAGGCGUUCCAUGUGAUGUCAGACACGUGUCUCCCAGGAAGAUUAAGUGCACCACCAGGGCUCCACGAGAAGGUACAAGGCUCACUGCUCCUCAGGCAGGCAAUCGGGGGCUUCUUUUUGAAGUUGGAGAUGCUGCUGAGGGCUUGGACCUAACUGAAGCCACCCCUGGGUACAGGUGGCAGCUUGUCCCUAAUGCCAGUUCUCCAUUUGGAUUUUGGUCAAAGGAGGGGAAGCCUUUCAGAGCACGGCUCAGUGGGUUCUUUGUGGCCCCGGAGACAAACAAUUACACUUUCUGGAUCCAGGCAGAUGCCCCAGCUUCCUUGCAUUUCAGUCGAUCAGAGGACCCCAGGGCCAAGGUGGAGGUGGCCUCCAUCAGGGUGGGCACUACUGACUGGUUUGACUCCUGGGAGCAGAAUGGGAAUGAAGGGACUUGGCAACAGAAGACCCCCAAGUUGGAGCUGCUCGGUGGAACCAGGUACUACCUGGAGGCAGAGCAGUGUGGGAAAGCCCCCAGCAGGGGGAUGAGAAUUGGCGUCCAGAUCCACAACACCUGGCUGAAUCCUGAUGUGGUCAGCACUUACCUCCGGGAGAAGCAUCAGAUCCGAAUCCGUGCUCAGAGACUUCCGGAGAUCCAGAUGCUGACUGUGUCUGGGACAGGGGACUUCUUCCUGACUUGGGACGAUGUGUCUAGCCCACCAAUCUCUACAAAUGCCACAGCCCAGCAGAUUCAAAUAGCCAUUGAGGAGUUACUUGCAGUAAAAUGCCAGCUGGAACCCCUUUCAGCUAACAUCCUACUUCGACUUGGAUUUGAACAAGGCCCAGAAGGUUCCAGCUUUGACGGGGACCUCACCAGUGGGACAGAGCCCUUCUGUGGGAGGUUCAGCCUCCAUCAGCCUCGACACCUUGUCCUAAGGCCCCCAGCUGCCCAGAAAAGCUACUGGCUGGAUCAGUACAUGCAUUUGUGCAUUGCAUACAAAGGCCGCAUGAAUAAGACGCUGAAGGUGACCAUGUCCUUCACAACUGAUCUUCAAAACAUCAUUAAGAAGAACAUUACCUGUGACUGGAAACUCGUGGGGACCAGUCCCGAAAGUUGGCAGUUCACCUGUACUAACCUCUGGAAGGCUUGCCUGCAUCACUCCUUGCAUCUCCAGACGUCUCUGGCACACUCGCUGGUGCUGGUUCAUCGAAUUGACCUCUUCCCUCUGGCGCAGGAGAUGGGUGUGUUCUAUGUGGAUGAAGUUAUUAUUGCGGACACAAACCUGACAGUUUCUCAGGCUGAUUCUGGAACAGCUCGCCCAGGAGGGAAUCUGGUGGAAUUGCUCUCUGUGGUGGGAUCCCCUCCGGUCUUCAAUGUAACAUCCUGGUUGGUGGGGUGCAGCUCGGAGCUCCCACUCAUCACUGCAAGCCCUGUGCCCACUGAUGGAGCAGAAGAAGGAUCCAGGAUGGUCCACGUGACAACACAGAGACUACAGAGAACAAGUCCACCUUUGGGAGGGCACUUUCACAUCCAACUUUCUAAUACAGUGAUUCCUGAUGUCCCUGUACGUAUUUCAGCUAGUCACCUUCACAAGCUCUUACAGGACAGUGCUGAUGACUUCACCUCCAGGUACCUCAAUGUCAGCGACUUCACUGUGAUGGAGGAUCUGAAGUCUUGCUAUGAACAUGUGUGGACCCUCUCCUGGUCCACCCAGGUUGGGGAUUUGCCCAAUUUCAUCAAGGUCUCUGAUGCAAACCUAACUGGAGUGAACCCCACUGCAACCACUCGUGUAGUAUACGAUGGUGGAGUUUUUCUUGCACCCAUAUUUGGAGACAUGUUGGUUACUGCCAACCAGCACACUCAGGUGGUUGUGCGAGUGAAUGACAUACCGGCUCAUUGCUCAGGUUCCUGCUCUUUCCAGUACCUUGGAGGGUCAACUCCCCAGGUCCACUCUGUGUGGUAUUCCCUUGACGGUGACACGGCCUUACUGGUUUAUAUUGCUGGAACUAGUUUCUCGGGUGACUCCCAUGCCUUGCAGAUUACAGUGAACAAAACGAGUUGCAAAGUUAUUUUCUCAAAUCAAACACGUGUGGUCUGUCAGAUAGAUCUGCUGCCUGUUGGAGUGUAUCUGAUCUCAAUGUUGGUGAGACCCUCUGGUCGUGCCAUCAAUGCCAGUGGGGAAGGCCUCUUCCUGAAUGUGGAACCCAGACUGGAUGCUGUGGAGCCUGCCAUAGCUGCAGAGAUUGGAGGGCUCUGGGCCACCAUCCGAGGUUCUGGUUUGGAAGACGUUAGCCUGGUAUUAUUUGGAUCUCAGUCUUGUGCCAUCAAUGUCACCACAAGCAACUCACGAAGAAUUCAAUGCCAAGUUCCACCCAGAGGAAAAGGUGGACCCAUUGUGAAUGUGACCGUGAUCAGUGGGGACCACUCUGCAGCUCUCUCUGUGGCAUUUACAUACGUCUCCUUUUUAAACCCAGUGAUCACGUCUCUGAGCAGAAACAGGAGCAGCAUAGCAGGAGGUGAGACCCUUUUCAUCGGGAUGGCGCGACUGGUGGACCACCCGGACAUGGAUGUGGACGUCCUCGUCCAGGACUCCUUGGCUCCAGUUCACGCAAAGACUGCUCAGGGCCUAGAGGUGGUGCUGCCCCCGCUGCCAGCUGGCCUCCACAGAGUCUCCGUCUCCAUCAAUGGGAUCAGCAUUCACUCAGAAGGGGUCGGUCUUCACAUCCAGUAUAUCACAGAAGUUUUCAGCAUCGAGCCUUGCUGUGGGUCCCUUCUGGGUGGAACCAUUCUCAGCAUCUCAGGAACAGGGUUCAGCAGGGACCCAGCUUUAAUUUGGGUGCUUGUGGGCAAUCAGUCCUGUGACAUUGUGAACUUAACAGAGACAAACAUCUGGUGUGAGACCUCGCCCACCUUCCUGCUGCCUGUGGUCGACGUUCUCACUGUCCCAGCCCCCGUGGAGGUCUGGGCUGGCAGUAUGCCCUUCACCCAGGGAUCUGCACCAAGUCUGGUGGGAAAGGGCUUUACCUUCACAUAUGAGGUGGCAACAACACCAGUGGUCACUGCCGUUCGAGGAGAAUUCACGAACAGCAGCCUGAGCCUCUAUGUGGAAGGAUAUAACCUCUCCCACUCAGUGAUUCUUCUGGGGGACUUGAACUGCAGUCUUGACACCCAGUCCUUCUGGAGCAACAGGAGCCUGUCUGGCUGCUCCUUUCCUCUGUACAGCGUGGAGGCAGGUGUCUAUCCUCUUCAAGUACGUCAGCAGCAGAUGGGCUUUGCUAACAUGUCUGCAGUGCCCCAGCAAUUUGUGGUCGCACCUCAGAUACUGGCCAUCUUCCCAGCCAACGGGUCAGCUUGUGGUGGGACAGUCCUCACAGUGCAGGGGUUGGCUCUUACCUCCAGGAGGAAGUCAGUUCACGUUGAUCUUUCAGGCCCUUUUACUUGUGUGAUUUUGAGCUUGGGGGACCAGGCAAUCCUCUGCCAGAUUAACCCACUGGGUAACUCCCUGCCUGGUGCUUCCUUCACCCUUAACGUCACAGUCCUGGUCAAUGGGCUCCCCAGCGAGUGUCAGGGUAACUGCACCCUUUUCCUGAGGGAGGAGACAACUCCUGUAGUGGACACCUUGACUGUUAACACCAGUGGGUCUCUGACUUCAGUGUUGAUUAGAGGUCAGAGGUUAGGCACCACAGCCGAUGAACCCAUGGUGUAUUUGGACAAUCAUCUCCCUUGCGUUGUAACUUUCUUUAAUGCAAGCCAUGUGGCAUGUUGGAUAAGUGACUUGACCCCAGGGCUCCACUACCUAUCCGUUUUUUAUUCAAGGAGUGGGUAUGCUUGUUCUGGUAAUUCUUCCAGACACUUCUCCGUUUUGCCUCAGGUGUUUCAUUAUUUCCCCAAGAACUUCAGCAUAUAUGGUGGAAGCCUCUUGACCAUAGAGGGCACAGCCCUGGGAGGGCAGAGCCGCUCGUGUGUCUACAUUGGCCAGCAGGCCUGCCUGACGGUGAACAUCAGCGCUGAACUCAUCCAGUGCAUUGUUCCUGCAGGGAACGGAUCCGCUGUCCUGGACAUAGAGGUAGAUGGGCGUUCCUACCAGAUAGGAGUCAUUGGUUACAGCAACACCUUCACCCCGGAAUUGCUCUCUGUUUCUCACACUGGUGAUGUCUUAACCUUUGUGGUGGCCCAGAUCUCAGGAGUUGAGAACGUUGACAUUUUUAUCCGGACGUCACCCUGUGCAGGUGUCUCUGGCAACAGCACAGUUCUCCAGUGCGUGGUCCCACCCCUUCCUGCCGGGAAGUACCAAGUCAGAGGUUAUGACCACGCAAGAGGGUGGGCCUCAUCUGUCCUGGUGUUCACAUCGAGAGUUACUGUUACGGCAGUGACUGAGAACUUCGGCUGCGUGGGUGGAAGGCUUCUGCAUGUGUUUGGAGCUGGGUUUUCUCCAGGGAACAUCUCAGCUGCUGUGUGUGGGGCCCCCUGCCAAGUCCUGGCUAAUGCUACCGUGUCCGCCUUCAGCUGCUUGGUUCAUCCCCUGAGUGUGUCCCUGGCCUCCCUAUGUGACCUGAAGCACGAAGAGGAGAGCUGUGACACCUCCGGCCGCACCUAUGUGCAGUGUGAUUUGACUGUCACUGUGGGGACAGAGAUACUGCCCAGAUCAUGGCCUUACCUCUACAUUUGUGAAGAAAGUUCCCAGUGCCUCUUUGUACCAGGUCGCUGGACAGAGUCAGUCUUUCCAUCGCUCUCAGGCCUCUUCAUCAGCCCUAAAGUGGAAAGAGAUGAAGUUCUCAUCUAUAAUAGCUCCUGUAACAUUACCAUGGAAACUGAGGCAAAGAUGGAGUGUGAGACGCCUAAUCAGCCAAUUACCGCCAAGAUUACUGAGAUACGGAAAAGCCGGGGCCAGAACACUCAGGGCCACGUUUCCUUUCAUUUUUGCCAGAGGUGGUCGAGGGCUCGCAGCUGGUUUCCUGGAAGAGCGCCACAAGAUGGCGACAACGUCACAGUGGAGAGGGGACAGUGGCUGCUGCUAGACACCAGCACAAGCAUCCUCAACUUCGUGCAUGUUAAAGGAGGCAAGCUGGUUUUCAUGGAUGCAGGAACCAUUGAGCUCAGGGCGCACUCCAUCCUUGUUUCUGAUGGUGGAGAGCUGCAGAUUGGAUCCGAGGACAACCCCUUCCAAGGCAAAGCUGAGAUCACACUGUAUGGGAGUUCCCACUCUACCCCCUUUUUCCCAUAUGGUGUCAAGUUCCUGGCUGUGAGAAAUGGAACUCUUUCUCUGCAUGGUUCACUACCAGAAAUAAUUGUCACCCAUCUUCGAGCAGCUGCCCAUGCCCAUGACACAGUGUUGGCUCUGGAAGAUGCUGUAGACUGGCUCUCUGGGGAUGAAGUUGUCAUCAUCAGUGGAAUGGGGGUCAAAGGGGACAAACCCAUGGAAGAGACUGUCCUUGUGGACACUGUGCACAAUGCAGACCUUCAUCUGAGAUCACCCUUGAGAUAUUCUUACAACUUCACAGAGAAUUGGGUGGCUGGACAGCACCAUAUUUUAAAGGCCACAGUGGCUCUACUCAGCAGAAGAAUUACCAUACGAGGAAAUCUCACUAACGAGAGGAUAAAGUUCCUUGCUUCAUGCCAGGAGGCUAACGCUUCAGAAGGUGAUUUGCAGCACUGUUUGUAUUCCAAGAGUGAGAAGAUGCUGGGAUCCAGGGAUCUGGGGGCCAGAGUCAUCAUUCAGUCCUUCCCUAAGGAGCCCAGCUGGGUGCAGUUGAAGGGAGUGCAGUUCCGGGACUUGGGUCAAGCCUUCCAUAAGCAUCUGAGCUCGCUGACGCUGGUGGGAGCUAUGAGAGAUUCGUACAUGCAGGGCUGCACAGUGAGGAGCUCCUUCAGUAGAGGCCUCAGCACAUCCAGGACCGCAGGCCUGAAGGUGGACAGUAAUGUGUUCUACAGUAUUUUAGGCCAUGCACUGCUAGUGGGUACCUACAUGCAAACAAGAUAUAUCCCUAGGGAGGCUACUCCUGGAAGAAAAAAUGGUGGGUCAGAACGAGGAAAUGUAGUAAGGAACAAUGUGAUCAUCGGUGUUUCUGGCGCCGAGGGCCUCUCCAGUCCUGAAGUGCUGACACCGUCUGGAGUCUACGUCCACGACCCCUCCAGUGUCAUAGAGGGAAACAGGGUGUGUGCUGCUGGUUUUGGCUACUUUUUUCAUCUUGUGACCAACCAAACUUCACAAGCUCUACUUUUCUCCUUCACUGGGAAUAUUGCACAUUCUUGUACAAGGUGUGGUCUCUUUGUAUACCCUAAAUUUCAGCCAACCUGGGACAAUGACACUGGCCCCACCCUGUUCCAAAACUUCACGGUUUGGGGAAGUGCAGGUGGUGCACAGAUUUUUAGAAGUAGCAAUCUUCACCUAAAAAACUUCCAGGUUUAUUCAUGUAGAGAUUUUGGAAUUGACAUCUUGGAAAGUGAUGCAAAUACUUUAGUUACUGACAGCUUAUUACUUGGUCAUUUUGCCCACGAGGGAAGCCUGUGUAUGUCAGUUGGAAUCAAAACUCCCAAAAGGUGGGAACUUACAGUAUCCAACACAACUUUUGUUAACUUUGAUCUCCCUGACUGUGUGUCCAUCAGAACCUGUUCUGGCUGCUCCCGAGGGCAGGGUGGAUUUACUGUGAAGACCAACCAGUUGAAGUUUAUAAACUCUCCGAACUUAGUAGCAUUUCCAUUUGCUCAUGCAGCGAUUUUGGGAGACUUGGAUGGGUCUCUGUCUGGGAAAAAUGGAAGUCACAUUCUUGCUUCUAUGGACACCCUCCCAGCCUCUUGUUUGGUCAAUGCCAGAUUCAGUCGGAUUGUCCCUGGCAGUGUCUGUGGGGAAGAUGUUCUCUUUCAUCGUAUGUCUAUUGGACUAACUAAUGCUCCAGAUGUUCCUUAUGACUUAACCAUGACUGACAGCAGAAAUAAGACAACCACUGUCACAUAUGUGCGUGACACACUAUCUAACCCUAAUGGCUGGAUGGCUCUGCUCUUGGAUCAAGAGACCUACUCACUGCGAUUUCAGACUCCUUGGAUCAGCAGAUCUCUGCAGUACUCAGCAACAUUUAGCAACCUUGCUCCUGGGAAUUACCUCCUGCUGGUACACACAAUCUUAUGGCCUCACCCUGACAUCCUCAUAAGGUGUGGGAGUCGUUUGGGGCGGUCCCUGCUGUCUCUUCCAUCACCCAGUGAAGAUCAAGGCUGUGAGUGGUUCUUCAAUAGCCAACUGAGGCAACUCACCUACCUGGUUUCAGGUGAAGGCCAAGUUCAAGUGAUUCUCCAAGUGAAGGAAGGUGUACCCCCAACUAUUGCAGCUUCUACCUCGGAGCCUGAAUCAGCUUUAAAAUGGUCCCUCCCCAAAGCAUGGGCAGGUGUGGAAGAGGGCUGGGGAGGACACGACCAUUCUACUCCAAGCUCUGGGGAUGACGUCCUGAUUUUACCCAACAGGACUAUCCUUGUGGAUACAGAUCUUCCAUCCCUCAAAGGCCUCUAUGUGAUGGGGACUUUAGAAUUCCCUGUGGACAGAAGCAACGUUCUGAGUGUGGCCUGCAUAGUCAUUGCAGGCGGGGAGCUGAAAGUCGGUACUUUGGAAAAUCCCCUACGAGAAGAACAAAAGCUCCUGAUUCUCCUGAGAGCUUCAGAGGGAGUCUUUUGUAACCGCCUCAACGGAAUUCAUAUUGAUCCAGGAACAAUUGGGGUUUAUGGGAAAGUUCAGCUCCACAGUGCUUAUCCCAAAAAAUCCUGGACACGCCUUGGGGCUGACAUUGCCUCAGGCAAUGAGAGAAUUAUAGUAGAGGACACAGUGGAUUGGCGACCCCAAGACAAAAUUGUCCUUAGUUCCUCUUCUUAUGAGCCUCACGAAGCAGAGGUCCUCACUGUGAAAGAAGUCAAGGGCCACCAUAUCAGGAUCCAGGAACGGCUCAAACACCGGCACAUCGGAAGCGUACAUGUCAUGGAGGAUGGCCGAUCCAUUCGUUUGGCUGCUGAGGUUGGACUUUUGACCCGAAAUAUACAAAUCCAGCCUGAUACAUCCUGUAUGGGGAGACUACUUGUGGGGUCCUUCAGGAAGUCCAGCAGAGAAGAGUUUUCAGGAAUCCUUCAACUUUUAAAUGUAGAAAUUCAGAACUUUGGGUCACCAUCAUUUUCAUCCAUUGAAUUCACUAAUGUGUCAUCAGGAUCCUGGAUAAUAUCUUCUACUUUGCACCAAAGCUGCGGUGGGGGCAUUCAUGCAGUUGCCAGUCACGGGAUCACUUUAAAUGACAAUAUAGUGUUUAGCACAGUUGGCCAUGGCAUUGAUUUGGAGGGUCAGGCCUAUUCCGCCUCUAAUAACCUCGUGAUUCUGACGACACAGUCAGUGUGCUCCACCGUUUGGGUGGCAGGAAUCAAAGUGAACAAGGCAAAGGACAUCAGCCUCCAUGGUAAUGUUGUGGCAGGAUCAGAGAGACUUGGCUUUCACAUACAAGGUCAGAGGUGUUCCUCUCUUGAAGCUCUUUGGUCUGACAACGUGGUCCACUCAAGUCUCCAUGGUCUUCAUCUCUAUAAGGAAAGUGAACUUGGCAACUGUACUAGUGUCUCCGGCUUUUUGGCCUUCAGGAACUUUGACUAUGGUGCCAUGCUACAUGUGGAGAACAGUGUGGAGAUAGAGAACAUCACUCUGGUGGACAACACUAUUGGUCUUUUGGUAACAGUCUACGUGUCUUCUGUUUCACAGCAUUCCACUGAAAAUGUGCAGAUCAUGCUUAGGAAUUCAGUCAUUGUAGCCACUAGCUCCUCUUUUGACUGCAUUCAGGACAGGGUUAAGCCUUCCUCUGACAACUUGACAUUAGCAGACCGAGCUCCUUCCAACCCAAGAGGGGGUCGAGUUGGCAUUCUGUGGCCUGUCUUCACCUCAGAACCAAAUCGGUGGCCUGAGGAACCAUGGCACAAAGUGAGAAAUGGUCAUUCAAUUUCAGGAAUCAUGAAACUUCAAGAUGUCACCUUUUCUAGUUUUGUGAAGAGUUGCUAUAAUGGUGACCUGGAUGUCUGCAUUCUGCCCAAUGUAGAGGAUACUGAAAUCAUUCAUCCCAUAACAGCAGAGAGGACCAAAAUGCUAAAGAUCAAAGAUAAAAACAAGUUCUACUUCUCUCCUUUACAAACCAGGAAAGAUUUAGGGACACUGGGCUGCCCUGAAUCAGACUGUGAAAGUCCAAGAAAAUAUCUCUUUAAGGAUCUGGAUGGGAGAGCCCUGGGUCUACCUCCACCAGUUUCUGUAUUUCCUAAAACUGAGGCAGAAUGGACUGGAUCCUUCUUCAACACAGGUACAUUUAGAGAAGAACAGAAAUGCACAUACAGAUCCCUGAUGCAAGGCUACAUCUGCAAACAGACUGACCAAGUGAUCUUAAUUCUUGACAAUGCUGAUGCCCCUUGGACAAUGAGGAAGUUAUAUCCUGUUGUAUCUGUGACUAGUGGUUUUGUUGACAUCUUUAGCAGUGUGAAUACCAACACUCCCUGCUCUGCUUCAGGGUCAGCAUCUACUUUCUAUUCCAUUUUACCCACCUGGGAAACCACUAAGGUCUGCUUUGUGGAUCAGACACCUCAAGUUUUGCGGUUUUUUCUAUUGGGGAACAAAAGUGCCUCCAAGCUUCUGUUGGCUAUAUUCUACCAUGAACUCCAGAGACCCCAUGUUUUCUUAAGGGGAAGUUUCAUUCCACCGACUCAGGUUCAAUCAACGUCCUCACUGCUAGAUAAGCCUAUUGGUUCCAACUAUUUCAGCAUCGUGGAUAACCUCUUGUAUGUUGUUCUACAAGGAGAGGAGCCCAUUGAAAUACGCUCAGGUGUUUCCAUCCAUUUGGCCUUCACUGUGAUGUUUUCAGUCCUAGAAAAAGGCUGGGAAAUCAUGAUGCUUGAAAGACUAACUGACUUCUUGCAGGUUAGCCAAGACCAAAUAAGAUUUAUUCAUGACAUGCCUGGCAAUGAAGUAACCUUAAAGGCCAUUGCUGACCGUAGAGCAAAAAGAAAGCGUAAUUGCCCAACUGUGACUUGUGCCAGUCAUUAUAGAGUUGGUCAACGUAGACCUCUCAUGAUGGAAAUGAACUCAGAUAGGCUCCCACCACCAACCACCAUGGAAACUAUCUCAAAAGUGAUGGUCAUUGAAAUUGGUGAUCUGCCAACAGCAAGCAGCACUGGACUGAUUCCAUCCUUAUCAAGUGACACAUUACAGAAUUUGGCUCACCAGAUUAUCACUGCUCAACAGACUGGAGUACUAGAGAAUGUUCUGAAUAUGACCAUUGGGGCCUUACUGGUGACUCACUCAGAGGGAGUCAUUGGCUAUGGAAAUACAAGCAGUUUUAAUGCUGGGAACUCGAUAUAUAUUCGGCCCUAUGCUCUUUCAGUCCUUGUCCAGCCUUCAGAUGGGGAAGUGGGAAAAGAACUUCCAGUACAACCACAGCUCGUUUUCCUGGACAAGCAGAAUCAGAGAGUCGAGUCCUUGGGGCUGCCACAUGAGCCUUGGGCCGUUUCUGUUUCUCUGGAAGGAACAUCAGGUUCAGUGCUAAAAGGGUGUACUCAGGCAGAAACUCAGGAUGGUUAUGUGAGCUUCUCUGACUUGGCGGUUCUGAUCUCUGGGUCAGAUUGGCGCUUUAUUUUUACUGUCACUUUCCCUCCAGGAACCAAUUUGACGGCUCGCUCCAGGCCAUUUGCCAUCUUACCUGUGACUAGGUCGGAGAGGUCAAUGGUCAUCCUGUCUGCUUCCCUGUGCUCAGUGGUGUCGUGGCUGACUCUGUGCUGUCUGGUGUGCUGUUGGUUUAAGAAAAGCAAAAGCAGAAAAAUAAAAAGUGAAAAUAUUCCUGAAUCCCAGACUAAUGAUCAAAAGAAUUAUAUCCAUGUCUCAUCUAAACACCAAGGAUCACAGAUGGAGACAGAAAAAGAAGACCCCACAGUGGGAGAAGAUAUGAAGAUGAAGAUCAUACUGGGCAAGCUGAACCAACUCCCCCACCAGUCAGUAAAUGGAGUGUCCAGAAGGAAGGUUAGCCGCCGUGCUGUCCGAGAGGAGGGUGGCAGCCGAGAGGAGGCUGCUGUGUCUGCUCCCAGUGUCACCGGCAUCACAUCCCAUGGGCACACCUGUGCUGCAGGCUGUCCUGCUCAGCAAAUGUAUAUGCAGGAGACUGGAAACUGGAAGGAGACCCAAGAACAGUUGCUGAGAUACCAGUUGGCAGGCCAAGAUCAGCUGCUGCUGCUCUGUCCAGACCUCAGACAAGCAAAGCAGCAACUGCAGGAACAGAGUCAGCUGGGCAAGGACAGUGGCAGCGCAGGGCUUUCCCAAGGGAAGAAGGUGCCCUGUGGUGCCAACAAGGCCUUCUGCCUUCGUUCAGUACAUCCAGAAGCUAUUCACGAACAGCUGUGAUUGAGGAGUGGUGUGGGCACUUGGGCCAAAAGUCAGAAUGUUCAACAUAUUUCUGGAAAAUGAGCAGGGGAGAUGAGGUCUGACCUGUUUGGACACUAAGAUGGGAGAACAUAGACUCUGAAAUCUUUUUUUUUUUCAACUUUAACAUGGAAGACAGUCAUAGAAAUGCUUGUAGAUUGGAACAAUGUCAGAUAUGUCUUUUGUAUUUGUCAUGAAACCUAGUCUAAUGCCAGUCAAAUUAUAGAUUGCCAAAUAUUUGGGUGUUUUUAAAACUUGUUUUAAACUUAAGCCUGAUUUCACCAUCUUAAUAAUGGUAUACCACUUAUUUAGAGUAGUAGGAAUUGUUAUUAAUCUUCCUUUAGGAUGACUACCCCCAGUGCUGUGGGCUUCUCUUAUUAUGGGAUCAUGAAAAGGUCUUGUCUGCUAUAAUUAUUUCUGUAGUGUUACAGCAAACCACUUUUUUACCUUAUAGGAACAUAUUAAUAAUAAGAGAUCUGUCAAAAUUUACCUUUCAAUUCAAGACAACUCCCUGGUUUUUUACAUGCUCAUUUUAUUUUAUGUCUUAAAUAGAAUCCUUGUUGGGAGCCCACAGUAGAGCAGACAUAUCAAAUUUGCCCCUCCUGAGUAUUGAUACAUGAAAAUUGAAAUUCUCAUGGGAUUUGCUGAAAUUUUAGUUAAGGACAAAGAUAUAAAAAUAGCAAGUUUGGGAAAGAAAUUGUCUAUAGAUCAAAACUAUUUCUCAAUAGUUCUUUGUGUUAGUAACUGAGUUAAAUUUAUAAAUGGAAUAAAAAAAACCCUGUAUUGGAAAACCAGAAAUAA